Messenger RNA from Brachypodium distachyon (stiff brome), 2757 nucleotides. RefSeq names its product patatin-like protein 2. Gene Ontology annotation, molecular function: monoacylglycerol lipase activity; glycerophospholipase activity. Lineage: Eukaryota; Viridiplantae; Streptophyta; Magnoliopsida; Poales; Poaceae. The transcript is spliced from 10 exons. The record is from RefSeq and is a predicted model, not a curated record. Gene Ontology annotation, biological process: lipid metabolic process. The coding region runs from base 1262 to 2611 and encodes 449 amino acids.
CGCGGUGGUUUUGCGUAAUUUACACCUCAGAAAUAAAAGGUACGCAAAUCCGAUCUCCUCCUCCCAGCGGCGAGCCAAUUCCAGAAAUCCCCUCCUCCCGGUGGCGACGCGAAGAACGCCGGCAUGAGCGUGUUCGGCGGCGACAGCUGGGGGCGUGAAUCGCAGCAGCGCAAGCGCCACCUCGACGACCUUAUGCUCCCUGCCUCGGCCUCCUCCCCGUCCGCCUCCGGCGGUUCAUUCAAGAGGCUCUCAAGUGGCAAGUUCGCCUGCCUCGUCUGCCCCCACCGCCCCGUCCUCGACUCCCCUCUCAUGCUCUCCAUGCACAAUAAAGGUUCACGGCACAUUGCAAUAGAAUCUAGGCUGAGGGAGAAAGAAUUGUCAAGGCAGCAAGAGAUAAACAAAAGACUGGCUCUUUCUUCAGAAGCUUCUGUUUCGCAGUAUGGUAAUCAACAUCCUGGUGUUAGGCCUAGUGAUAUGAAGGAAAAACCAUUAAUUGAGCAGACUCGAAGGGCUAUUUUGGAAGCACAAUCAAACAGAUCCAACAAUUUCAGUGCCACCAAGGAAUCUCGUGAUCUCGUGAGGAUGGAAAAUUCUUUGUACCCUUAUUUCCGAGUUGCUCCUUCCCGUGUCUCGUUGGAAAAAUGGACUGGAAAUACUGGGCCUGCUGAAUCUAAAAGCAGUGAAGGAGGACCCUCUAAUGGCAAUAAAAAACCAAGCAAGGUACUCUCAGAGUGUCAAAUAGAUCUAAAAAAACGCCAGGAACAAGAACUCAGGUUCACUGCUUCGGGAUGGAAACGGGACUGCCAUGGAAAAUGGUACAGAGAUGAAAAUGUUGAAUUUGACUCCGAUGAAGAUGAUCCUAACAUCUGUGUCGGUUAAGCAUACAAGAAGGCAUUCUGGAUGCUUCAGAAACCUUGAAUUGUCAUUUCAAUACCAGAUCAAAGACAAUCAAGCCCCUGAAAGACUGGUGCUCAUCUAUGGCCUCAGCCAGCAUGAUUGACUGGUUAAUUGUAAUGCAAGUAUCCUGUCUAACAAAUCAAUACAGCAUUGACGUUAAGGCCCCAUACUCUAUUCUAAACAUGGUCUGGACAUCACUUUGGUAAUACUAUAUAAAUGUUGGAGUUGACUUACACUGGUUUCUCGUGUAGCUACAAGCGGUUGAAAGGAACCAUAGCUUCUUUUUUGUACUCAUCUUUCGGACAUCGACGUGAUCUCAAAUUAUACGCAUUUGGUAACACACUACUAUCCAGAUGUGCUUUUCAUGACAGAGUUGAGUCAGGCUUGUUGCUUCUUCCUUCAGAAGUUUCAGACAUCUCUAUAUAACAAGCUUCUUCCCUCUGAAUCCUUUGCCACAUCCUGUUGUUCACUUUGCAUAGCUUGGUUCGUGUUAUCAAACUCAAAAAUGGCGAGUACUAGUUCCGCAGAAGGUGCAGCCCUGAAUUCCUCUGACAAGGUCAAGCUGAUCACCGUCCUGAGCAUCGAUGGUGGUGGCGUCAGAGGGAUCAUCCCAGCCACCGUCCUCGCUUUCCUUGAAGAGGAACUCAAGAAACUGGAUGGGCCGGAUUCUAGGAUCGCAGACUACUUUGAUGUCGUCGCUGGCACGAGCACCGGUGGCCUCCUGACAACGAUGCUCACAGCACCAAAGAAUGGGCGGCCACUGUUCGAUGCCAAGGAUUUGGCCCAGUUCUACAUCGAUGAGUCGCCCAAAAUCUUCCCACAGAAGAAUGGGUUUUUCUCUAAGAUCGGCACAGCCCUUAAGAUGGUUGGCGCGCCCAAGUACGAUGGCAAGUACCUUCAUUCGCUGCUCCGUAAGUACCUCGGUGAGACGAGGUUGGAUGCAACUCUAACAAAUGUGGUCAUCCCAACCUUUGAUAUCUCAUACCUGCAACCAACGAUUUUCUCGAGCUUUGAGUUGAAGCACCAGCCGGCGAAAAACGCGCUCCUGUCGGACAUAACGAUCAGCACCGCAGCUGCGCCGACAUUCUUCCCGGCACACUACUUUGAGACCAAAGAUGGCAAAGGCGAGACCAGGGCCUUCAACCUCGUCGACGGUGGCCUCGCCGCCAACAACCCUACGCUGUGUGCGAUGAGCCAAGUGUCCCAGAACAUCAUCCUUGGGAACGGAGACUUCUUCCCGCAGAAGCCGGUAGACUACGGCAAGUUCAUGGUCAUCUCCUUGGGCUGUGGGUUGAACCCGAAAGAGAAGUACAGCGCUAAGGAUGCUGCCAAGUGGGGCCUCUUGAACUGGAUCAUCAAGGACGGCACCGUCCCCAUCGUCGACAUGUUCAACGCAGCCAGCGCCGACAUGGUCGACAUCCACCUCUCCGUUCUCUUCGGCGCCCUGCGCUCCUCCCAUCACUACCUGCGCAUCCAGUAUGAUCAAUUGAGCGGAAGCGCGGGAUCGAUCGACGACUGCUCGAAAGAAAACAUGGAUAGGCUGGUGGAGAUCGGGGAGGAGCUUCUCAGGAAGAACGUGUCCCGGGUGGACCUGGAGACCGGCCGGAACGUGGAGAUGCCCGGCGAGGGCACCAACGCCCAGCAGCUCACCAAGUUCGCAAAGCUGCUCUCCGACGAGCGACGCCGGCGCAAGGAAAUGCCCCAGAUCAACUAGCAAGCGAUUUGGUCGCCUCUAUUGUGUGUGUUGAAUUUUUGUUCGUUUGGUUUUCCAUUCGAUUCUGUCCUUCAUGAUCUUACUUUGCUGUAAUUAAUAAACCAAUAAUGCUUGUGCAAGAUGCUGAAUAACUGUUCUGCUUGUCA